CAGCGCCGCGUGCGGGGGCUGACGUCGCGGGGAGCCGCGGCCUGUGAGCAGGGCGGCGGGGGCUGCUCGGCCGCCUCCGGCGGGCCCGGCUCGGGAUGGCGGGGAGGCGGUGUGCAGGCGGAGCGGCCGCGUUGGCGGAGGUGCCUGGCUGCGGCGUGGCAGUGGAGCCGGCUCGGGAGCUCUUCGAGGCGUGCAGGAACGGUGACGUGGAGCGGGUCAAGCGGCUUGUGAGGCCCGAGAACGUGAACAGCCGGGACACGGCGGGCAGGAAGUCCAGCCCGCUGCACUUCGCCGCAGGUUUUGGUCGAAAGGAUGUAGUUGAAUAUUUACUUCAAAGUGGUGCCAAUGUCCACGCACGAGAUGAUGGAGGCCUUAUUCCUCUUCACAACGCUUGCUCUUUUGGUCACGCUGAAGUUGUCAACCUUCUCUUGCGGCAUGGUGCAGAUCCUAAUGCUCGGGAUAAUUGGAAUUACACUCCCCUUCAUGAAGCUGCCAUUAAGGGCAAGACAGAUGUCUGCAUUGUACUGCUGCAGCAUGGUGCUGAACCAACCAUUCGGAACACAGAUGGAAGAACAGCUUUGGACUUAGCGGACCCAUCUGCAAAAGCAGUACUGACUGGUGAAUAUAAGAAAGAUGAACUCUUAGAAAGUGCCAGGAGUGGAAAUGAAGAAAAAAUGAUGUCUCUACUUACACCAUUAAAUGUUAACUGUCAUGCAAGUGAUGGCAGAAAGUCUACUCCUUUACAUUUAGCAGCUGGAUAUAACCGUGUAAAAAUAGUGCAGCUCUUACUGCAACAUGGAGCUGACGUACAUGCUAAGGAUAAAGGAGAUUUGGUGCCACUUCACAAUGCCUGCUCCUAUGGUCAUUAUGAAGUAACAGAGCUUCUAGUAAAGCAUGGAGCAUGUGUGAAUGCAAUGGAUCUGUGGCAAUUCACCCCUCUGCAUGAAGCAGCUUCUAAGAACAGAGUGGAAGUGUGUUCGCUUUUGUUAAGUUAUGGUGCUGACCCAACACUGUUGAACUGUCACAACAAAAGCACCAUUGAUUUGGCUCCAACACCACAAUUAAAAGAACGGUUAGCAUAUGAAUUCAAAGGUCACUCGCUGCUACAGGCUGCAAGAGAAUCAGAUGUAGCUCGUAUAAAGAAACACCUUUCUUUGGAGACAGUAAACUUCAAGCAUCCUCAAACACAUGAGACUGCAUUGCACUGUGCUGCUGCGUCUCCCUAUCCUAAGAGAAAACAAGUAUGUGAAUUGUUGCUGAGGAAAGGAGCCAACAUCAAUGAAAAAACAAAAGACUUCUUGACUCCUCUGCAUGUGGCAUCAGAAAAGGCUCAUAAUGAUGUUGUCGAAGUAGUCGUGAAACAUGAAGCUAAGGUUAAUGCAUUAGAUAAUCUUGGUCAGACCUCUCUUCAUAGAGCAGCACAUUGUGGUCAUCUUCAAACAUGCAGGUUGCUGUUGAGUUCUGGAUGUGAUCCUUCCAUUGUGUCUCUGCAGGGCUUUACAGCCUUACAGAUGGGAACUGAAAACGUGCAACAGCUACUACAAGAAGGUAUUCCAUUAGGUAAUUCUGAUGCAGAUCGACAGUUGCUGGAAGCUGCAAAGGCUGGAGAUGUGGAUACUGUAAAAAAACUGUGCACAGUUCAAAGUGUGAACUGCAGAGAUAUUGAAGGACGUCAGUCUACACCGCUUCAUUUUGCAGCUGGAUAUAACAGGGUAUCUGUUGUUGAGUAUCUUCUUCAGCAUGGAGCUGAUGUGCAUGCAAAAGAUAAGGGAGGACUUGUCCCUUUACAUAAUGCUUGCUCGUAUGGUCACUAUGAAGUUGCAGAACUUCUGGUUAAACAUGGUGCAGUUGUCAAUGUAGCUGACUUGUGGAAAUUCACUCCCUUGCAUGAAGCUGCAGCAAAAGGAAAAUAUGAGAUCUGCAAACUUCUCUUACAGCAUGGAGCUGACCCUACAAAGAAAAACAGAGAUGGAAACACUCCACUAGACCUUGUUAAAGAUGGUGAUACUGAUAUUCAAGACCUGCUCAGAGGAGAUGCAGCUCUACUAGAUGCUGCAAAGAAAGGUUGUUUGGCCCGAGUGAAAAAGCUGUGUUCACCUGACAAUGUCAACUGUCGAGACACUCAAGGGCGGCAUUCAACACCACUACACUUAGCUGCUGGUUACAACAAUUUGGAGGUUGCAGAAUACCUGUUACAGCACGGAGCAGAUGUGAAUGCACAGGAUAAAGGAGGUUUGAUUCCUCUGCAUAAUGCAGCAUCAUACGGGCAUGUCGAUGUAGCAGCUUUACUUAUAAAGUAUAAUGCGUGUGUGAAUGCUACGGAUAAAUGGGCUUUCACACCUCUGCACGAAGCAGCCCAGAAAGGAAGGACACAGCUUUGUGCCUUGUUACUGGCACAUGGGGCUGAUCCUACUCUGAAAAACCAAGAAGGACAAACACCAUUGGACCUGGUUACUGCAGAUGAUGUCAGCGCGUUAUUGACAGCAGCAAUGCCUCCUUCUGCCUUACCGACUUGCUACAAACCUCAGGUUAUAAGCAUGUCUCAGACUACAGGAUCUACAACUGAUUCCCUAUCUUCUGUUCCAUCCAGUCCAUCCAGUCUGUCUGCUGCAAGUAGUCUUGACAACUUGUCUGGUAGUUUUUCUGAACUUCCUUCUGUUGUUGGUACAAACAGUGCAGAGGGAGCUACUGUUCUGGAGAAAAAAGAAGUUUCAGGUGUAGAUUUUAGCAUAAAUCAGUUUGUGCGGAACCUUGGCCUUGAGCAUCUAAUUGACAUAUUUGAAAGAGAACAGAUAACACUGGAUGUAUUGGUUGAAAUGGGCCACAAAGAACUGAAGGAAAUUGGAAUUAACGCUUAUGGCCAUAGACAUAAAAUCAUUAAAGGAGUUGAAAGACUCAUUUCUGGACAGCAAGGACUUAACCCAUACCUCACUUUAAAUACUUCUGGAAGUGGAACUAUUCUCAUAGAUCUUUCCACUGAAGAUAAGGAAUUUCAGUCAGUAGAAGAGGAGAUGCAGAGUACUGUGCGAGAGCAUAGAGAUGGAGGACAUGCUGGUGGAGUCUUCAAUAGAUACAACAUCUUAAAGAUUCAGAAAGUAUGCAACAAAAAACUGUGGGAAAGAUACACUCACAGAAGGAAAGAAGUCUCUGAAGAGAAUCAUAACCAUGCCAAUGAAAGGAUGCUGUUUCAUGGCUCCCCAUUUGUGAACGCGAUCAUUCACAAAGGAUUUGAUGAGAGACACGCCUAUAUAGGUGGCAUGUUUGGAGCUGGCAUUUAUUUUGCAGAAAAUUCUUCCAAAAGCAAUCAGUAUGUGUAUGGAAUUGGAGGUGGCACUGGAUGUCCAAUUCACAAAGACAGAUCUUGUUAUGUUUGCCACAGGCAACUGCUAUUUUGUCGCGUGACGCUGGGCAAGUCUUUCCUGCAGUUUAGUGCUAUGAAAAUGGCUCAUUCUCCCCCAGGACAUCACUCAGUUACUGGACGACCCAGUGUAAAUGGAUUGGCUUUGGCUGAAUAUGUGAUUUACAGAGGGGAACAGGCUUACCCAGAAUACUUGAUUACCUACCAGAUUAUGAAACCUGAAGCUACCACUGAAGCUUAAGACAAGUUACUUCUGAGAAACCAUCAAGACUUUGAAUCUGAAGAUACCAGUGGCUGCCAGCAUGUUAAUUAAAACAAGUUGUGAAAACCUUUCAUCUGCAAGGUGGUGUGGUAGCAAAUGUGAACAAAACAUACAUCUUUGACUUGAUAAAGCUUUAAUAAUGUACAGUAAGUUUUUCUAAAAUUUCAGAAAUGUCCUCUUUUUCAGCACUUUAACAGAUACCAUUCCAGGCAUAAACUGGGGUUUAGCUGUACUAAAUUAUAAACAACAGUUCACUUGAGACAAUGGUUUUAUACAACACUGCAGUGAAAUUGUGAUACUCUCUACAGGAACUCAUUUUACUGAUAAUGUGUUCUUCGAAACACUGCAUUUACACUGAAAACAAUUUCAUUUGUAAAACUGUAAAUAAGAGCUUUUGUACUGGCCUGGUAUUUAUUUACAUUGCUUUGUAAUAUAAGUGUUUUAGAUCUGCAACCUUGUACAAAAUGUUUUCUCCAGGUGUUGGUUUGUUCAUCUGUGUUUUCUCAUGCACAAAAAAAUUGAAAAGCCAAUUUUUUUCAGGGUUUAUCACUUAUUUGUGAGGGAGAAAGCAAAUUUUAUCUGAGGAAGUUUAGAAAUAUCCAACUUUGGCUUGAAUACACAAAUUAUUAUUCUGUAUUUUUAUUUAUGAAAUAUACAUUCCUGAGAAUGAUGGGCUAUGAGUAGAAUGUUCCAGCUGCAUACUAGAGUGGUUUUCUGCCUGCUUCAUAGAGUUGCAUAUUUUAUUCCUGUAAAAUGUUUCCUGAUAUUUUUUUUUAACUUAACUAUAGGUAUAGUUAACCUGUAUCCAUACUUCAAGGCUAGUAGACCUUGCAAGUUACGGUUUCAGUAAAUUAUUUUCUUUGGAUGUAGUUGGAAAAUUAACCUCAAGGAGGUCUUCCUGGAGUUCCUCUUGCUUACAUUUAAGCUGGGAAGUUAAAAUAGUCUAUUCCUAAUAUGAAGGCAAGCAACCUGGCCUUUUUUGUAUGCUGUUGAUGCCCCAUGGCAGAAAUCUUAAAAACCAUCCUGUCAUCUCCUGUGUUUCUUCCAUGUUAAUGUUCAAGCUGUAGUUAAAGCAGAUGCGUGGAAGUGUGUUUAUCUGCAGUAUUCCUGGCUGAGUGGAACCGGUUGAGGUGCAGGGUUCUGCUCCCUGCGUUCAGCUGUUGGGGCAGGGAGUGUUAAGUGGAAUGAGCAGCUCAGCUCCUCCACAGCAACAGGUGCCUUCAGCAGCCCUGAUAAGACUGCAGGGGUGUAGGAAGAGUACAGAAGGUACAGCCUCCUCCUAUUCGAGUCUCAUUCAGGGUUACUGAAUGCACUGGUCAGUUCACUUAGCCUUAUAGUAGCUAUUUCGUGUAUUCUGCUUCUCUUCCAUCUGCAUUUUUUACCUACCUAUUUAAAAAAAUGUGUAUAUAAAAAUUACAGUUCAUUUGGGGUUGAAGUGGUUAGGAACAUUAUUUUAGUUGUUUUUCCUAUUUCUACAUUCAGAACGAUAUCCAAUAAGAUGGUUCGUUUCCAGAGCAUGUUAUCAUACCAUGGUUUUAAAUGUAGUGACUGGUCAAGAUAAUGAAAUUGUCUUCUGAUGUGGUGGUUAUGUGAUUAUGCUCUAUGUAAAAAAUAUAUUGAACCUUACCCAGUUAUGUGAGGAAUCCGAGUAAUAAGAUUGCAUAACUCUUGCAGAAAGUAAUAUUGGCUAUGAAUAAAAAAGGCUUUGAUUUUUUUUAGAUACUUUUCCCAGCAUGCCACCUGUUCCUUAGGUAUAGUAAUGCUGGAAUUGGUGUCCAUGCAAAAUCUAUUGGGUAUGUUUUGGACUUUUUUGUUAUUGCUGAAAUACUCCAUUCUCUAUGAACGAUCACUAAAUGUCUUGUAAAAUGUUGUGGUAUGAUGGCAUUUUAAGUGGUACCACAAUGUUGGUUUUGUAUGUUUGGGGAUUUUUUGAGCUGUUGUUUUUGCAUGACAUACCUUGCACUUUGAAGAUGGAAGCUGUAAUGAUUUGAUAAUACUGACUAUUGAGGUGAACCUUUAAUCUCUUGUGCAAUUAGUUCUGCUUUACUCAUCUUGAAGUGUCUUUACAUGUAUUGUAUAACAUUCCAUAUCCAUUUUAACACUAAAUAAAUUUAAAUCACUGUU
Pogoniulus pusillus (Red-fronted tinkerbird) is the source of this 5744-nucleotide messenger RNA. RefSeq names its product tankyrase 2 (gene TNKS2). Gene Ontology annotation, molecular function: protein binding; NAD+ poly-ADP-ribosyltransferase activity. Lineage: Eukaryota; Metazoa; Chordata; Aves; Piciformes; Lybiidae. The record is from RefSeq and is a predicted model, not a curated record. Gene Ontology annotation, cellular component: nucleus; cytoplasm. Bases 96 to 3599 code for a protein of 1167 amino acids. The transcript is spliced from 27 exons.